This is a messenger RNA of Pelobates fuscus (common spadefoot toad), 1505 nucleotides long. Its product is annotated as pepsin A-like. The transcript is spliced from 9 exons. Gene Ontology annotation, molecular function: aspartic-type endopeptidase activity. The record is from RefSeq and is a predicted model, not a curated record. Gene Ontology annotation, biological process: proteolysis. Lineage: Eukaryota; Metazoa; Chordata; Amphibia; Anura; Pelobatidae. Bases 1 to 1155 code for a protein of 384 amino acids.
AUGAAGAUCCUACUUCUUCUGGGGCUGGUGGUUCUAUCAGAAUGUUUGGUGAAGGUUCCCCUGAGAAAGGGGGAAUCUCUCAGGAACCGUCUGAAGAGACUGGGACUGCUGGGAGAUUAUCUUGAUAAACACCCAUACAAUCCUGCCACCAAAUACUUCCCCGAAUUAGCUCAGGCCUCUGGCGAGCCUCUGCAAAACUACAUGGAUAUUGAAUAUUUCGGCACAAUUUCCAUUGGCACACCAGCCCAGGAGUUCACUGUCAUCUUUGAUACUGGAUCUUCUAACCUGUGGGUUCCAUCUGUGUACUGCUCCAGUCCUGCAUGUACCAAUCACCACAUGUUUAAUCCACAACAGUCAUCCACAUUUCAAUCCACUAACACACCACUGUCUAUCCAGUAUGGUACAGGCAGCAUGACUGGCUACUUGGGAUACGACACAGUGCAGGUUGGAAACAUUGCUAUUACUAACCAGAUAUUCGGACUCAGUCAGUCCGAGCCCGGCUCUUUCCUGUACUACUCUCCAUUCGAUGGGAUCUUGGGUUUGGCUUUCCCAAGCUUGGCAUCUUCUCAGGCUACACCAGUCUUUGACAACAUGUGGAGUCAAGGCCUCAUUCCUCAGGACCUCUUCUCUGUUUAUCUUAGCUCUAAUGGGCAGAGUGGCAGCUUUGUUCUCUUUGGUGGGGUGGACACCUCUUACUACAGCGGAAGCUUGAACUGGAUCCCUCUGACAGCUGAAACCUACUGGCAGCUCACAGUUGACAGCAUAUCUAUCAAUGGACAAGCCAUUGCAUGCAGUGGCUCCUGCCAAGCCAUUGUUGAUACUGGUACCUCUCUCCUUGCUGGACCUCCAAACCCCAUUGCCAACAUUCAGUACUACAUCGGAGCAACCCAGGACUCCAAUGGGCAGUAUGUGAUCAACUGCAACAGCAUUAGCAGCAUGCCAACUAUUGUUUUCACCAUCAAUGGAGUACAGUUCCCACUGCCAGCCAGUGCCUACGUGCGCCAGAACCAGCAAGGAUGCACCAGUGGAUUCCAAUCCAUGAACCUCCCGACCAGCUCAGGAGACUUGUGGAUUCUGGGAGAUGUAUUUAUUCGUGAAUACUAUGUGGUGUUUGACAGAGCCAAUAACUACGUGGCAAUGGCUCCUCUUGCCUAAAUUACACCUAUGCCUACGCUCAUUUACUCAUGUUCCUCUUUCCUUUCCAUUACUUCUUAAAACAUGGUUUCAGUUAUUUUCCCCCACUGGAGCUAUAAGCAACAUCUUGCCCCUAACUCCCCACAAAUAUGUGUAGCCUCAGGACAAAAAGCGGUUUGUUGUGACACCUCAGCAAUGAAUGGGUUAAUUUUGUUUAUGUUUAUUUAAUCUUUUUCCCUGCAGUCAGAAUUAACACAGUUUAAUAAUCCUGUCACUUGCUUUUCCUAGUCAUCGGGAAUGUUGCAUCACGACAUGUUUGUAAUGUGUCAGACACGAUUGUAAUCACAAUGUUCUGCAUAUACCAUUUUGAA